Molecule: messenger RNA, 1272 nt
Organism: Histoplasma mississippiense
Lineage: Eukaryota; Fungi; Ascomycota; Eurotiomycetes; Onygenales; Ajellomycetaceae
Exons: 6
Coding region: 1-1272 (423 amino acids)
Biological process (GO): DNA recombination
Source: RefSeq, a predicted model, not a curated record
AUGUCAUUCCAAGCAGCAAAACGCCGUCGGCUUGACCAAGCAACAUCCACGCUUUCCAAGCCAUUCAAAUCUCCGCUCCGCAAACAAGUCCAAAACACAUCUGCAGAAUACGGUGUAGAGAAACCAGACAGCUUAAUAAAAUUAGAAGAGCCGAUUAAAGCCGCUGCUGCUCACACAACUACCCCCAGAAACACACAAACAACACAGAGCAUCAUUAACAGCCCGUGCACCCCAUCCGCGGUGAUUAAAAGACCCACCACAAUCCCACCAACCGCGCCACGUGCCAGCGCUUCCACCACAUCAUCGACACCAUCACCAAGCGCAUCUCCUGAACUCGUCACUCUCCAGAAGCAGCACUCUGCCCUGACCACCCGCCUUGCAAAACUACGCAGGGAACUUGAUCUCGCUACACAGGCUCUAAAGCUCGAGCAGUCCGGGCAAGAUGCGGAGCUUGAAAUUCUGAUCGCCAAGUGGAAGAGGGUGAGCCGGGAGGCGGCGGAGGAACUGUUUGUUGGAGCAGAAGAGAGGGUGAAAAGGAUGGGUGGCGUUAAAGGUUGGAGAGAGAAUAUGAGAAAGGCCCAGGAGAGGAGGGCGGGGUGGGAUUACGAUGACCAAAAUGUUGGGAGUGAUGUGGAGGAGGCUGAGAGAGGGAGGGCAGAGAUCGAGGGUGAGAUCGAGGUUCACGAGGGUACGAGUGCGAGCAAAAAUGGAAACAGAGGCAGAAACGGGGAAAGCGAUGAGGAUGAGUUCCGUGAUGCGCAGAUUAGUAACUGUCUAAGUAAACUCUAUAUCGUCAUAAUCCAACGCUGUUCUGUAUUUCUGUCGAUGAAUUCGGAGCAGCCUCUUAAAAUAGAAGAGUCUACAGUCUUGCCCAUUCCUUCUCUCUACACGUUUAUAUUUGUCAAAACAUACUCCAUCAAGCCCCACGCCAGAUAUGCUCUCACGUCGACAUUAUCCAACAUAGGACCUGCGAACCAUGAGAUGGAAAAUUCGGGUUUUCGGCUAUCUGCUUCGACAUCGGCUAGGCUCUCGGGAUCCCAGGGCAGAAUCCAGUCGCCGAUAGAUUUGGUCAUCUGUCCUAUAGAAGAAGUCAAACUCACCAUUGAGGGUAAUGCCAAUUUCCCCACCAUCAAUGGUCUUGAACUCCUCUCUGUAAAUAUUCACGGCAACACCAUGAGCAACAAGGAGGUUAUGGCCAACAAUCCAGGGAUCGCGGCUACUAUCAUCCCCAGCACUUUUGGACCGGUCACGAGAACAUCCUGGAGCAAAUAA